Molecule: messenger RNA, 687 nt
Organism: Morchella sextelata
Lineage: Eukaryota; Fungi; Ascomycota; Pezizomycetes; Pezizales; Morchellaceae
Exons: 1
Coding region: 1-687 (228 amino acids)
Source: RefSeq, a predicted model, not a curated record
AUGUGCACCUGCUCCCAAUCCGUCGACUACGACUACCACCGCACCACCCGCACCCUCCCCAUCAUCGAAAAAUCCUACGACCGCCACUCCCACCCACACUACUCCACCGCCGCGCGUACAACACGCUACCACGCCUCCCCCGACGCCUACCGCGGCGCCGCCGCCUACACUAGCACGAGCACCCGUAUCCCGCUCUCUAGCCGUAGGCGCUCCACCACGCCUCCCCCCGUGCUGAUCCAAAGCACGCCCAUGGGGCGUUCUGAGCUGUCCCCGCGCCUCAGCCCCGGCGGCCGCUACAGCCGCAGCAGCCUCGACAGCCCCACGUCCAGCAUCCGCAGCGGUGAAAUGGGCUUCAACCAGCCGAUGGUGUUGCAGGCGGACGGCCUCGGCCCCGUGAUUCAUCAGGGCGGCCCGCCGUCGCACUACCAGGCCGCGCACAAAACCGGCUAUGCGCCGCAUGUUCAUGCGGGCGGCGUGAGGGCGGCGGGGCAGAGACGGUAUACGGUAAACCCCGGAGGCGAGAGGGUCAGGUCGAGCUAUAUUGGGUAUCGGUCGGAUCAGGGGUCCAGUGAUGAUGGGUAUGCCAGUGGCGGAAGGUUGUAUACGAAUGAGGUGCGGAGGAGCUAUGGUGGACGGAGAGAGGGAGAGGGCGUCUAUAGCUCUACUCCUGUGAGGAGGUAUUCAUGA